Molecule: messenger RNA, 2427 nt
Organism: Chelonia mydas (Green sea turtle)
Lineage: Eukaryota; Metazoa; Chordata; Testudines; Cheloniidae
Product: serine/threonine-protein kinase 17A
Exons: 7
Coding region: 195-1289 (364 amino acids)
Biological process (GO): intracellular signal transduction; positive regulation of apoptotic process; protein phosphorylation
Cellular component (GO): nucleus
Molecular function (GO): protein serine/threonine kinase activity; ATP binding
Source: RefSeq, a predicted model, not a curated record
CCGGGCCUAGAGCCGCCCCCGGGAGGAGGAGGCGCCGACGGGGCUGAGCGGCCCCCCCUAGCCAGACUUCGCUGCACACCAGAGCGGCCCCCGGCCUCGGGACCGACCCGUCCGGAGCCGCUUCCCCCGCCUGGGACGGGGCCAGCACCGGGACCCGCGCGCCUCGGCAGCGUCCCCUGGGCGCCCCGUCCGGCAUGAGCCGCCAGGGCAUGGCCGCCCCCACCCAGACCCGCAUCCGCACGGAGCGCUUCGCCGACAGCUACACGCUGCUGGGCCGGGAGCUGGGCAGGGGCAAGUUCGCGGUGGUGAAGAAGUGCCUGGAGAAGGCCACGGGCCGGGAGUUCGCAGCCAAGUUCCUGCGGAAGCGGCGCAAGGGCGAGGACUGCCGGCUCGACAUCAUCAACGAGAUCGCCGUGCUGGAGCUGGCCGCCCGCAGCCCCCACGUGGUGGAUCUGCACGAAGUCUACGAGACGCCCGCCGAGAUUGUGCUGGUGCUGGAGUGCGCGGCCGGUGGGGAGAUCUUCCAGCAGUGCGUGGCGGAGCAGGACGAGGCCUUCACCGAGCGGGACGUGAUCCGGCUGGUGCGGCAGAUCCUGCGCGGCGUCGCCUACCUGCACCAGAACAACGUCGUCCACCUGGACCUGAAGCCCCAGAACAUCCUCCUGACCAGCAGCAGCCCCCUGGGCGACAUCCGCAUUGUGGACUUCGGGCUGUCGCGCCGGGUGGAUGCCGUGCGGGAGGUGCGCGAGAUUCUGGGCACGCCGGAGUACGUGGCCCCUGAGGUCCUGAGCUACGAGCCCAUCAGCACAGCCACCGACAUGUGGAGUGUCGGGGUGCUGACCUACGUCAUGCUGACGGGCGAGUCGCCGUUCCUGGGUGACACCAAGCAGGAGACCUUCCUGAACAUCUCGCAGGUGAACGUGCAGUUCCCGCCCGACGUCUUCCAGGGCAUCUCUGCCCAGGCCAUCGAUUUCAUCCGCUCCCUGCUCGUCAAGAACCCCAGGAAGCGGGCCAAGGCCGAGCAGUGCCUCCAGCACCCCUGGCUGGCCCCGGCCCCAGCCCCGGCGGUGGAGCUGGUGUCCCCGGUGCGGGCUGAGACGGAGCAGGCCCCGGCGAGCGAGGGCAGCAGUGGCCCCGAGGAGGACAAGGAGCUGGUGCUGGUGGCCUCCUACACCAUGCCCUGCCCCUGCCGGCAGCUGGGGGGCCUGGAGGGGCGGGAGACAGAGCUGCCUGGGGUGCGGAAGCCGUUCCCAGCCCUGCAGGAGAUUGCCCAGGAGCUGGUGUGCUGAGCCGGCCGCCCGCGCCCCCUCUGCCUGCUGCCUUGGAGAGCAGCACAUUUCCGAGCCUGCCCCGGACUCGGGAGGGACGGACCCCUGGAGGGGUGGCCUCCCUGGGAGCAGGAGCAGCUUCACCUUGGUCCCGGGGGAGCCAGACGGGCACCUGGGUCGCUCUGCCCCGCAGCCGCGGCUCCUGUGUACAUAGCGCUGCGGGGGAGGACGGAGCCUGCCAGACGGGAUAGGUUGGGUCACUGGGGGGGAGGGGAGCCCCCCACUGUCAGUGAUGGGGGACAGGAGCACCCGUUACCAGCAGGAGCUUGCUGGGGUCACUGCCCCACAGAGCUGGACCAGGCAGCGGCUGCAGGAGGAGACCGAGCCCCUGUGGCCUCUAUGGGAGACAAACACCUUGGAAAAGCCCUGGGGGUCACCCCUAGAUCCCCACAAUUCAAACAGCAAACCGAAAUCUGCGGCAGCUUCCCCCGGAGUUGGGCAGAGCAGCUGCCGGCGGGAGCACAGGGCCUGGCGGGGAAGAGGCUGCUUCAGCUCCGAACCCGGGAAGCUCCAUUUGGGGGCUACAGCACAGGGAUGCCCCCCGUCCUGGUGUGGGGCAUGGAAGGGCCCCACGGCCUGGCCCCACCUCACCCAGCAGCAGACCCAAGCUUUGCCUCUUGUUUCUGAAUUAGCAAAUAAUGUACUGGUCCACUUGGGCCGGGGGGAGGUCCACUGGGCCGCAGUGACUCACUGUUCUGUGCCAACGUGCUGGACACGUGGAGAGCCCUGGUGAGGGCAAGGGGCAGGUGGCACCAGGAGGUGGCAGGGCCACCAGAUUUCCACUGACACUCCAGGUGCUGAUUGCAGGGGAAACUGGAGCAGCCCCUGGUCUGCCUGCGUUCACACCUUGGCAUCAGGCCGCCAGGCAGGGACCGAACCGGGAGCUCCUGCCAGCGGGCGCCUGGCCCAGCAGGUGGUGCCAUUGGGCUCCCGCUCAGGGCAGCCCGUGGGGCAGCAGCCAGGGCCUGGCGCUCCCAGCUGCAGCCGCGCCCAGCGCUGGGCUUGGCGGAUGCCGCGGCCGCCCUGCCCGGUGCUGCCGCUUGCCACGUGGUUGCUUCAUGGCUUUGAAAUAAAGGAUUAAAGUUUCUCUCUCUAAAAA